Trametes versicolor FP-101664 SS1 is the source of this 2720-nucleotide messenger RNA. Its product is annotated as 6-phosphofructokinase. Gene Ontology annotation, biological process: canonical glycolysis; fructose 6-phosphate metabolic process; fructose 1,6-bisphosphate metabolic process. The transcript has 11 exons. Bases 88 to 2562 code for a protein of 824 amino acids. NCBI's taxonomy places the organism in Eukaryota, Fungi, Basidiomycota, Agaricomycetes, Polyporales, Polyporaceae. The record is from RefSeq and is a predicted model, not a curated record. Gene Ontology annotation, cellular component: 6-phosphofructokinase complex; mitochondrion; cytoplasm. Gene Ontology annotation, molecular function: monosaccharide binding; ATP binding; fructose-6-phosphate binding.
GGACCACUACCACCACCACUACCACCACCUCACUUGCAUCUCACACACUCGCCCGCUUUAUCGCCGCGGGCGCAUCGCAUGUUCACCAUGACAGAGAACGCGCACAUGAAGAUCGCCGUGCUCACCUCGGGAGGAGACAGUGCAGGCAUGAACGCGGUUGUCCGCGCCAUAGUCAAAACCGCGAUCAGCAAAGGCUGCGAGGCUUGGAUCGUACGUGAAGGGUACGAAGGUCUCGUCCGCGGGAACACCGAGGGCCACCGGCACACCCAGAGCGUAGACAAGGGGUCCCCGAGCCCUCGCCCCAAACACGUAGAAAACCCUGAUGACUUCGUGCACAACCUCCGCUUCGGCGAUGGUGAACUCCUCAAAGACGGGACGGGCGAUCACCUGGGCGGAAAGACCCUCAGGGGUCGUUACAUCGUCCGUGUGGGCUGGGACGAUGUGCGCGGAUGGUUCGCCGAAGGCGGUACCCUCAUUGGUACUGCGCGCUCAACCACGUUCCGCACUUGGGAAGGCCGUCUGACCGCUGCGCACAACUUGAUCAAGGAGGGAAUUGACGCACUUGCUGUAUGCGGUGGUGACGGCUCCCUUACUGGCGCGGAUGUCUUCCGCUCGGAAUGGCCAAAGCUGAUUGCGGAGCUACACACCCAAGGCAAGAUCACCGAGGAGCAGGUAAAGAAGCACGCGCAUCUCAAGAUCGUGGGUCUCGUUGGUUCCAUCGACAACGACAUGUCCAUGACGGACCUAACUAUCGGCGCGCCAACCGCGCUGCACCGUAUAUGCGAGUCUAUCGACAACAUAAACUCCACUGCGUUCUCGCACUCUCGCGCGUUCGUGCUAGAAGUCAUGGGUCGUCACUGUGGCUGGCUCGCGCUUAUGGCUGGCGUCGCCUGCGGUGCAGACUUCAUUUUCAUCCCCGAGAGUCCUCCCGAUGCGGACAGCUGGGAGGACGAGAUGUGCCAGAAGAUCCAGGGUCACCGAGACGCUGGAAAGCGCAAGACGAUCGUCAUUGUGGCCGAAGGCGCGCUCGACUCAAAGUUGCAGCCCAUCCGCGCAGACUUCGUCAAAGAUGUCCUCUCACAGCGCCUGGGUUUGGACACGAGGGUGACCACCCUCGGUCACACCCAGCGUGGAGGCAGACCCUGUGCUAUGGACCGUAUUCUACCGACGCUGCAAGGUGUCGAAGCUGUGGAGGCUCUGCUCGAGGCCACACCCGAGACGCCUUCAUACAUGAUCGGCGUGCGCGAGAACAAGAUCACCCGCGUACCUCUGAUGGACGCAGUGAAGAUGACGCAAGAGGUUGCGCAAGCCAUUUCGGAGAAGAACUUCCAGAAGGCGAUGUCCCUUCGUGAUCCGGAGUUCUGCGAGAGCUUGGAGGGCUUCUUUGCGACCUCCGUGCUCGAGCACGAGCCCAAGCUCCCUCAUCAUCUCAGGAUGCGCGUCGCUAUCAUGCACGUGGGUGCCCCGGCUGGCGGUAUGAACGCUGCUACGCGCGCGGCCGUCCGCUACUGCAUCAUGCAGGGCCACAAGCCGUAUGCGAUCCAUAACGGGUUCGUCGGCCUGCUCGACGACAAUGUGCACCAGCUCUCCUGGCUCGGCGUCGACAACUGGAUGACGCGCGGCGGGUCCGAGCUCGGCACCAACCGUAAACUGCCGGACAUCGACCUCGGCGCAGUCGCGGCGAAGUUCCAGCAGUACAACUUCCACGCGCUGAUGAUGAUUGGCGGGUUCGAGGCGUUCAACGCGCUGCGCAUCCUGGACCAGGGACGGAAGAACUACCCGGCGUUCAACAUCCCGCUCGUCCACUUACCCGCGACGAUCUCGAACAACGUGCCGAUGACGGAGUUCAGUCUUGGAAGUGACACGAGCCUCAACGCGCUCGUAGACGCGUGCGAUGCGAUCAAGCAGAGCGCGUCUGCAAGCCGGAACCGUGUAUUCGUCGUCGAGACGCAGGGCGGCAAGUGCGGCUACAUCGCGACUAUGGGUGCGCUUGCGACCGGAGCGUGUAUCGUGUACACGCCAGAGAGCGGCAUCGACUUAGACAUGCUGAGGAAUGACGUCAAGUUCCUGAAACGCAGGUAUGCCAUGGACGCGAAGGGCAAGAGCGAAGGGCGUCUGGUCCUCAGGAACGAGGUCUCGUCCGACGUCUACACCACAGACGUGAUCACGAAGAUGUUCAAGGAGGAGGGCGGCUCGCUCUUCGACUCGCGCUCCGCCGCGCUCGGGCACACGCUGCAGGGUGGCAUCCCGUCGCCGAUGGACCGUGCUCGCGCGGUACGGCUCUCGCUGAAGAGCAUGGCGUUCAUCGAGCGUCAUCACCAGGAGCUGCUGAAACAGCAGACGCGGACGAAGCAGGCGUCUCCCGAAUCAGCAGCUGUCAUCACCAUACAGGGUACUUCCGUGCAGUGGGUCGCCGUACAGGAUAUGGUCGAGCACGCGGACAUGAAGAACCGGAGGGGCAAACACUCGUGGUGGGAGGGCCAGCGGGAGCUCGUGGAAGCGCUAGUUGCGCGGCCGCAGAUUCUGGCCAAGAAAGGCGGAGCAGCUGACGUUACCCAUUGAAGAGCUCUGACGCGAUAGAAGACCGAGAAGAUACAAGGAUAGAAUGUACUGUAGCAAUGACCUUUGUCGAGAAACCGCGAAACAUAGACCAUGUAUUUCCUGAUAGGACUCACAGCGGUAAAAUUGUCCUCAUAUCCCGCAUUCAGAUGUGAUAUACU